AUGUCUUCUUCAUCCAGCAACAAGACCGACAGCGCCAAGCAGGGCAACUCCGAAGAUGAGACCACCAUUCGCGAGGCCUCUCAGAUCCUGUUCGAUGCGAUCGAGGGCGGCGCUUCGACCGCGACGCCUCCCAGCAAUGAGAGCAUUGACAAAGCGUCGGAUCAGGGCAAAGAUGCUGCAGUAGAUGGUGAAGUCGUCGAGACCAAAGCCGCUCAAGCAACCACAAGUCAGAGCGCUCCCACCGCGGGAACCUCAACUCCAUCUACGAAAAAGACAAAGUGGAAGUCGAUUGUGCCAGAGCCACAUAACUACACCCAGCUGGAGCUGGACGCAAUCGAGGGACUGUUCAAGAUGAGGUAUUCGCAAGACCCGCGGGUGAGCUACUCGCCUCUCACACCACCAGCGCCUGAAGCAGGUCAGAAAGAUGACGGAGAGUAUCCCUUCCCCAGGGCGGAUGGUGGUGGGGAAGUUGAGAAAGCUCAGCAGGGCGGAGGUGAUGGUGAGGAGGGAGGAAAGGAUGGCGAAGAGAGCGAGGAGACGUAG
Molecule: messenger RNA, 543 nt
Organism: Zasmidium cellare ATCC 36951
Lineage: Eukaryota; Fungi; Ascomycota; Dothideomycetes; Mycosphaerellales; Mycosphaerellaceae
Exons: 1
Coding region: 1-543 (180 amino acids)
Source: RefSeq, a predicted model, not a curated record